GGUUUUGCUGAUGCGUAUAUCCUUCCCGUGAUGACCCGCGAUGUUCCCAUGCAGUGGCCACUGCUGCUCUAGAAACUUUAGAAAUAAUCUGCUGCUCCAUGCAUAAGUUUUGCCGAUAUAACUCAGUUUUCAAUUUUCUAUAAGAAGAUUAGAUAAAUAUAAACCCUUUACAGUAGUUUCCCACGUAAAAUUGGGACGAGGCAUAACACCAGAGGUCCAUGUAAUCAGGGCAGGAUGAAGACCACCAGCAGAAAGCAGAAGAAAAAGGAAAAGAGGAAAAUGCCUUAAAUGAAGAAUUUCUACCACCAUGCUUGCCUCGAACAGCUAGAAUCCCCAUAAUCACAUCGGGCCCCACAAUACCUAUUUCCCCUUCCGAGGUCUCCGGCCAAAAAAUAUCCUUCAAUACACUAGUGAUUAAAUCCCGAAGCCACGUGCGCACGCCUCCAAUCUGCGCCGUCGACGUCGCCUCUUGGAAAUUCCACCUCACGGAAACAUUAUCAUCGUUCUUCACACAGGUGCCAUGCCAUCCAUCCUACAAUAAGUAAGAGGCUUUCCCGACUUAUUAUUUUCUUGCAAGCGAAGGAUUAUCGAAUGAAAGCAGGACCACCAUGAGGCGGUAGUGGUGGAAACCGGAAAGUGGGAAAUUAUGUCUGAGUGUGGCGGCGAAACCCAUCUUAAGAGAUCCAAUUACAAUUUUCGACGGAGAGGACUGGACACAAACAAAAUGAAGUAUAUUUGCUCUGUCGAUGGUCUUUUUCUUGAUGAUGGUGGAGAGUAUACAAAGAACAAGAAGAGAGGCCCCACAGAAGUAACCUUCAGCGAGGACGCUGAUUUUCGUGGAAAAGAACCCAAGAUUCAUGAUGCUAACUCUAAUGAAGCAAAAUUAUCUCAGAAGUCGGCAUAUUCUGAUUGCUUUAAGGGAAAGAAAGUGGUGAAACCCGUCGGAAUAAUAAGGGCUGGCUGUGAGGGAGAUGGUGAUGGAAGUACGACUUGUGUGUCGCAUGGCUCGAUUUCGGUGAUUGGACGGCGGAGGGCGAUGGAAGAUGCGCUGACAAUUGCCCCAGGAGUUGCCGUAGGUGAAUUUGAUAGUUACGACUUCUUUGCGGUUUGCGACGGACACGGUGGAGCCAGGGUGGCGAACGCAUGCAGAGAUAGGAUGCACCAGCUGGUGGCAAAAGAGGUGGAGAAAGGUAGAUCGGUUAGCAAGAAGGGAUUAGAUUACUGGGAGAAGGUGAUGGGAACGUGUUUUAAGAAGAUGGAUGAUGAGGUGAGUGGAGGAGGAAGUGGUGGGGAGGAGUUAUCAGAGAGGACAGUAGGUUCCACAGCGGCAGUGGUUCUGGUGGGGAGGGAGGAGUUGGUGGUGCCAAACUGUGGGGAUUCUAGGGUGGUGAUGUGUCGUGGAGGAGUAGCUGUGGCCUUGUCCAGUGAUCAUAAGCCUGACAGGCCCGAUGAACGGGGGAGGGUAGAAGCCGCCGGUGGUCGGGUCAUAUACUGGAAUGGUAGCCGCGUCCUGGGUGUACUCGGCACUUCAAGAGCAAUAGGGGAUCAGUAUUUAAAACCUUACGUGACCUCAGAACCAAAGGUUACAGUCAGCGAGCACACCGAAUCAGAUGAUUUCAUUGUGAUAGGAACGGAUGGUUUAUGGGAUGUUGUUUCCAGGAAGUUUGCUUGUGAAAUUCUCAAGAAGUACUUUGAUGGUCGGAUAAAGAACAGAAGAUUUGUGGACAAAUUUGCUGGAGGAGGUGCUAGAGAGGCAGCGGCUAUGUUAGCCGAAUUGGCAAUGGCUCGGGGGAGUGAAGAUAUGUUGUCCCAAAACAAUGCAACUUCAAAAAUACUUUAG
Molecule: messenger RNA, 1840 nt
Organism: Hevea brasiliensis (rubber tree)
Lineage: Eukaryota; Viridiplantae; Streptophyta; Magnoliopsida; Malpighiales; Euphorbiaceae
Product: protein phosphatase 2C 51-like
Exons: 5
Coding region: 647-1840 (397 amino acids)
Biological process (GO): protein dephosphorylation
Cellular component (GO): nucleus; cytosol
Molecular function (GO): protein serine/threonine phosphatase activity; cation binding
Source: RefSeq, a predicted model, not a curated record